AUGGCAGCCGCCAGCGAGAGGAGCCCGAGCUCCCGCCAGCCGCGCCGGGUCCCCCCGGGCCGGCCGCCGCGGGACGGUUACGGUGUCUACAUCUACCCAAACUCUUUCUUUCAAUAUGAAGGAGAGUGGAAAGGAGGGAAGAAACAUGGUCAUGGGAAGCUGGUGUUUAAAGAUGGAAGUUAUUACGAAGGCCAGUUUGUGGACGGGGAGAUCAUGGGAGAAGGCUGCCGGCACUGGGCCUCGUCAGGGAACACCUAUUCUGGCCAGUUUGUCUUGGGAGAGCCUCAAGGACGCGGCAUCAUGACAUACAAGGCCGGCGGGCGUUACGAAGGGGAGCUCUCCCAUGGCAUGAGAGAAGGACAUGGGUGCCUGGUGGACCAGGAUGGACACGUGUACCGUGGGGCCUUCCACAGCAACAAGCGGCAUGGCCGGGGGCAGAUGGUCUUUCUGAACGGUGACAAAUAUGACGGUGACUGGGUCCGGGACCAGCGUCAGGGGCACGGGGUGCUCUGCCAGGCCGACGGCUCCACCUACGAGGGACAGUGGCACAGCGACGUCUUCAGUGGACUGGGCAGCAUGGCUCACUGCUCGGGGGUCGUCUACCGCGGAAUGUGGAUCAAUGGCCACCCGGCAGCGCAAGCCACAAGGAUCGUGAUUUUGGGUCCAGAGGUGAUGGAUGUGGCCCAGGGAUCUUCCUUCUCUGUGAAGGUUCAGCUGCAGCAGGAUGAUGGGGAAGUUGCCAAGAGUGAGGAUGGCCGGGUUUUGAAGAUCUCAGCGGGCGUCAGGUACGUGCAGCUCCCGGCCUACUCAGAGAUCAGCUUCUUCAAAGUGGACGAGGACGACCGGGAGAUGCCCAUCCAGACCCCGUUCGGAUUUGACUGCAUCACCUAUCCCUUGUCGAGCCCCAAGUCUGGGGGCCUGGAGCCCAGAGCUGCCUUGGAAAGUUCCAGAGCCAACUCGCCACUCCACGAGGGAGACCUGGAGCUGGCGCUGGCAUCAGAUGCUUUGUGUGGCCAGGAGGACCCCCCCGGCGGCCUGCCUGAAAGCUUAAAGCGCAGCAUCCUGAGGCCGCCCGCGCAGGGAUGUCAGCCAGGGGUCCUUUCCGCACAAGGGCAGCGUUUGUAUGCUCAGGACCAGAAACAUCAGCCGUCCUCUCACGCUUCUUCCCAGCACGGCCGCCCGCUCCCGGCUCCCGCUCCCGGCUCCAGCAUCUCUUCCUUCCCCAGACCUUCGCCGAGGACCCUCAAGCCCUUUUUCAAGCCUGUGGUGAGUCCAGGGGUCAUGGUGCCUAUGCUGGUUCCAGCAAAGAGUUACUGCCUCUGUGCCUACCUGGACAAGAGCCACAUGCGCAGGACACAGGACCGGACAGCAGCACCUGCUGAGAGCCCCGGGGGACCUGUACGUGCGUUUGGAAGUCUCAGGAAGGGCCAGACCCAGUGGCCUACUGUUAAGUUCAACACACUCUGCUUCAGCGGCCCAGGUUCAGUUCCCGGGCUCAGACCUACACUGCUCGUCUGUCAGUGGCCAUGCUGUGGUGGUGACCCACAUACAAAAAGAGGAAGAUUGACAACAGAUGUUAGCUCAGGGCGAAUCUUCCUCAGCAAAAAAAGGGAAAGAAAAAGAAAGUCUCCAGGAAUGUCCACAGGUGGCGCCUGGCCAGCAGCCAGGAUUUCCUGCACAGACAGCUCUCUGAAGUACAAGGCAGAGACUGCAGCCAGAGGGUGUCAGGUGGAAAGCUAAUUCAUACAAGGCCUGGAAUAAAUUCAGGCCAGAAAAUCUCCAAGGUCUGUCCCUAUUGACGCCACUUAUGACAACCCCGAGCUGGGAAAUCCAGAGAAUUGUGCUUCCCGGGCAGGAGCCCCAGGUCCGGGUUUCGCUCUCAGCCCAGAGUCCCAGGUGCUAUUGAACGCCCACCGUGACCGGACACCUGCAGCACAACCAGACACAAGGGCAGCUCUCGAGAGGCCUGGUCCCACGGACACCCUCGCAGGUACCAGGCACAGCCCCACUCUGCUUACUCGUCCCUCUCCCGCUGACUCAGAUGUGGUCCGGAGCGCACAUUAGUGCCUGCUGAGUUUGACUCCAUCCUGGGCGGGCUCUGUGCUCAGGAUGAGGUUUGGCUGCUCCCAACAACACAAUAGUGUCUUCACCUCCAUCUGUGUUUACUCCUCACACACAAGUUCAGAGGCAGGGCUGACGGGGGCAAGAGUCCCCCCGAUCACCAGGGACCCCACUUCCUGUUUCCUGUUCUGUUACUCUGUCAUCUUUCUUGUGGUCCCUUAAGGCUGCACAAGCACCAGCCAUCAUGCCCCUAUUCCAGCUAGUAGGAAUGAAGCAUAAGGAGCAAGGGGCCCUUUCCUUCUAAGAAGCUUCCUGCCACUGACACUUCCUUGGCCAGAACUCAGUUACUCGACCAUACCAGGAAAUAAGGAGACAAGAAAAGCAAUUUGCCAGCUAACACCAGGGUCUGUUCCCAGAGAAGAGGAGAGAAUGGAUAUUUCACGUCAACCAGCGUCUUUCCAAAUGGUCCGGACGCCCACAUGAGAAAUCUCACUGUCACCCUGCACACCCGGGCCCUGCUGGGUGCACAGCCCAACGGGAGACCCAGUGGGCAGGUGUCUGGGCCUCCUGCCGCCUCCACGGGAUGAACCAAGGAAGCCAGAGGCUGGCGCGCUCCCUGUGCAUCUCCCAUUGUGAGCACCUACCUAAGGAAGCAUGCCCUUGUGGGACCCCAUUGCGGCCUGCCUGCCGUCUCACGCUCCAGCCCCACGGCAGGGCCUAUGGCAUGAUUGAUGGGUUUGGUGAAACCGGAGCUGGUGGUGAAGAUCUGAUUCUGUUGGAGCAGCAGUCAGCCGACGGUCUUGUAGCAUCAGGAGCUAAUGAGGACCCCCAGGAGCACACAGCCCACCAGACAGGGCGGGCUGGCUGGUGCUGAGUGUCUCAGGGUGAGGAGCCGACGCCCUGACCUGCCCCCCUUCUCUGUCAUGUGUUCACUUGCGGACAAGAAACAGUGCCCCGGGGUGGCCACGCAGGUCGUGGAUGGGUGACCCCCUCGUGGUCUCACACUUAGGGUCCUGAGCAGCAGCCCCACUGGGCGGAGGCAGAGCCCGGAGGCCUGCCUGUGGCGUCAGCUCCCUGGCAGCUCUGGCGCGGCACCCCCGCCGGGUUCCAGCUGGACUCGGCAUCACAGGGCACCUGGCAGGUCUCAGCUGCAGCCCGUGCUCCUGGAGGUAGUGCUGAGUGCGGGCCGGGCGGCAGCUCGGGGGCGCCUGACUGUGAGAUGCGCCUGCUGGCUGCCUCCCUGCCUGCCCCUGCGACCACAGGCUGGAAGUGACACCAACAGAAUGUUCUCGCCAAGCUCCGGAUUCCAACCUUUGAGCAGUAAGGGGUCUCCCCAGAGGUUGAGCAGCCCUGGGGAGAGGCGGGAGGGGAGGAGGCUCCAUGCCUGCCCCAGAGUGGGGCGUCGCGGUGUGAGGCGGCCUAAAUUCAAGCAGAGCGGCGGCGGCUUGUAUUUUAAAGCAACUAUCUGUGUUUCACGUGUUCUUGAGGCUCAUGUGCCGACGGCAGGGUACACGGAGCACAGUCCAGCAGGGAGCAGCUUCAGGCGCUCAGUGCCCCUCCCCCGGCACCCCCAGAGUGCUCUGGACAGAAGGACAUGUGCCCAGAUUCCUUUGCCUGGCCCUCGAGUCCCCGUGGCAGAACCUCGGGUGCGUGGAACCACACGCUGCCGUGCAUGAGGGAGAGCGGCCCUGGAAGGCACCCCACCCCCUGGGUCAAGGCCACUGAGGUCUCUGCCCUUCCGACAGCCACCGCCAUCCCCACCCGACAGGGGCAGGCCCUCCGGGGCUCACCCAGCACCGCGGCUGCCAGUGGGGGAGCUGCUCCAGGAGCCCGCCCAGCACCCGCCCUGGGAGCUCAGGGCUCGCCCCACGCCGGACUGGGACCAGGUUCUCUGCUCAAAGACAGCAGAUCAGCUCUCCUCCCCCAUCUGACGGGCAAUUCGGAAAAUAAACCCUCUAAAAACUUGGUUUCCGAUUACACAAAUAAGUAAAAUGAGGAGAGAAGAUCCUUUCUCUUUCCAGAGGCCUAAUGUCAGUGACAUGUAAUUGCAAAACUCAGUAUUUUAUUAUUUUGUUGAUAGGAAAUAUUUCAGUUGUUUAAUUGUUUCUAACUUUUGAAUAGACGAUUUGCUUUCCGCUGAGAAGAAAAGACGACUUCAUAGACGUGGGCAGUGCCAGAUAUUCUAAACCUUAUUUUGGUUAAAUUACAGCACCCAGAUUUUAGUCACAAAGCACAUUGAUUUUAUAUUCAAAAAGAUUUUUAUAUUUAGUCUCUUAACCUUUUGUAAUCCCACCCACAGCUUUAUUCGGCAGAACCCUUUAUGUUAAUUGUUGCCAGUGGGGUGUCUGCCUCGCCCCCGGUAAUUUGGGCCCAUUGAAUCCUAAUGCAGGUGCUGAUAAUUGCUGGAGGGACUUUGGCGGGCUGGCUGAGCCCAGUGGUUCCAACAAUCCCGUCAAUUGGAUUUGGGAACCUAAAGAAGCCAGAGCAGUGAGAGACCACCUCAGAUGGCUUUUUUUUUUUUUAAUGCACAAAACUCUCCUAGGAAAUAUUUCCAAUUGAUCCGAGUGGUUUCUCUUUUUCAUGCGUUGAACAAAUGGUUUUGAGUAUUCAUCAGAUGGGAUCCACGAAGAAUCAUCUGUAAUUUUAAGAUGAUUCUAAAACCAAGGUGCCCUUUGCCGCUAAUCCAGUCUCGCCAAUAAAACCCAGGGAAUGCAGAGCUGAGAACUUCUGGAAAUUUCAUUGCCUCUUGGGGUGAUAACACGUUUUCAUAUUAAUUGUCUA
This is a messenger RNA of Equus quagga, 4842 nucleotides long. It is a transcript of the gene MORN1, whose product is annotated as MORN repeat containing 1. The coding region runs from base 1 to 1740 and encodes 579 amino acids. NCBI's taxonomy places the organism in Eukaryota, Metazoa, Chordata, Mammalia, Perissodactyla, Equidae. The record is from RefSeq and is a predicted model, not a curated record. The transcript has 11 exons.